Ceutorhynchus assimilis (cabbage seed weevil) is the source of this 1200-nucleotide messenger RNA. Lineage: Eukaryota; Metazoa; Arthropoda; Insecta; Coleoptera; Curculionidae. The record is from the annotation of a GenBank genome assembly.
UAAAAUCCAUAAAUCCUAACUCAAUGUGGCACUUUCUUUCUGGAAAUAAGAGGACUUAAAUAAGUUUGUCCAGUACAAAAAAAAAACCUCUUAAAGAAAACAAACAAAGACUAAAUAAAUAGAAUAUAAUUGCAAACAAACAUUUUCACAGGUCUCCUGGCCUCAAUAUAUCAAUAUUAUUUGGCACAUUUACGUUAGUAUUUUUCAGUAGCCACAAUGGGUAAGAAUAUUUUGCAUUUAGCAAACACGACAUACAAUAUAACUUCAUCAGAAGAAAAAUACCAGCCCUACUCAGAACGACUAGAAACCUACAUAGUACCAGCCGUAUUUCUUCUGAUCUUCGUCAUUGGAGUAAUCGGAAAUGGUACUGUAGUUUUCGUUUUUUUGAAACACCAAUCGAUGAGAAACGUGCCAAAUACGUACUUGUUCUCUUUGGCUUUGGCAGAUUUGCUUGUAAUUAUUACGUGUGUACCUUUUACCUCGAUUCUAUACACCAUGGAGUAUUGGCCUUGGGGCGAAGCCGUUUGCAAAAUAUCCGAAUGCGCUAAAGACAUAAGUAUUGGAGUUUCGGUUUUUACACUUACGGCACUUUCAAUUGAACGUUAUUAUGCUGUAGUUUAUCCGUUAAGAAGAUUACAAGUAGUACUAAUUGCUGUAAUAAUAUGGUUGCUUGCAAUAGGUUGCGCUAUACCAAAUGCAAUUUUUGCCAGAAUCAAAUAUGAUCCUAUAAAUGGAGAAAACGGAAACACCAAAAUCCCAUAUUGCUUUCCAUUCCCAGCAAAUAUUCCCAACUAUGCAAAAUACAGUGUAAUAGUAAAAUCCCUAAUCUACUAUAUAAUUCCUUUAAUAGCAAUUUCGUUUUUCUACAUUUUGAUGGCCAUAAGGCUCCAAACCAAAAUACCAGGGGCAAGUCAGCAAGGGGUUGCUGCUCAAGCCAAAGCCAGAAAACACGUAGCCAGGAUGGUUUUGAUUUUCGUUUUUUUGUUUUUCGUCUGCUUUUUGCCCCAACAUGUUUGGCUUUUGUGGUUCAAUCUUUCCCCGAAUGCCCAGCAAGAGUACAACGAGUGGUGGCAUUUGGUUAAAAUGGUUGGAUUUUGUUUGAGCUUUUUCAACUCCUGUGUAAAUCCCAUAGCUCUAUAUUUUGCAAGUGCAGUAUUCAGGGCUUAUUUUAACAAGUACUUGUUUUGUCAAAAUGUUUAA